Messenger RNA from Cajanus cajan (pigeon pea), 630 nucleotides. Lineage: Eukaryota; Viridiplantae; Streptophyta; Magnoliopsida; Fabales; Fabaceae. The record is from RefSeq and is a predicted model, not a curated record.
AUGGAGCAAAUGCCCACUUAUGCGAAAUUCAUGAAAGACCUCUUGACCAAGAAGAGAAAGUUCAUUGAGCACGAGAUCAUUGAGUUGGCAGCGGGGUGCAGUCCCAUAAUUCAAACGAACUUACCUCCCAAGUUCAAGGACCCAAGAAGCUUUACAAUUCCAAUCACUAUUGGGAACCUAUCAGUUAGAAGAGCACUACUAGACUUGGGUGCAAGAAUUAACCUCAUGCCCUUGUCUAUGUUGGACAGAGUUGGACAGGUGGAAGUAAAACCAACAUGUAUGACUUUGCAACUAGCUGACCGGUCUAUCAAGUACCCCUAUGGUGCGAUUGAAAACAUGCUAGUUAAAGUUGACAAAGUCAUAUUUCCAGUUGAUUUGGUGAUCAUGGACAUAGAAGAAGACUAUGUUAUUCCUAUUAUCUUUGGGAGGCCACUUAUGAAGACUGCACGAGCAAUCAUUGAUGUAGGGAAUGGUGAAUUUAAAUUGAGGGUCCAAGAUGAGGAGAUCACUUUUAAUGUAUUUGAAGCCAUGACCCAUCCGAAUGAUAAAGGUACUUAUUUUCAAAUGGAUGUGCUGGAUGAGAAUGUGUGUUUACUGAUACUAUGGAUGAACUCAAUAAGGAGGAAAUGA